AUGGCCGCUUCUGCGUGGAUCGGUCUCCAGCUUGCCUUGGCCCUUCGCGACGCGGCCGCUGUGGAGGCUGCCGAGGGAGCUUCUGACUUGGAGAUGCAGUCCGAGGCGGUUGCUGCAGAGCCUCCAGAUGACACUUCCGAGGCCAAUGGACAUGAGGGGCCCGCUCCACAUACUCCCACGUACAUGGAGAACCUAAUAUACAGCCUGCGCCGCCGAGUGGAGGCGCUGGAGUCGGAGAUUGCUUCGUUGCGCUCCUGGACCAGAGACGGCUUCAGGCAGUGGGAGGCCGACCGAGCUGCUGUUCGACAUGUGCUGGACCGCAUCGGGGCCCUGGAGAGGGAGGUCACAGCUCAGGGAGAGCUCGUCAACGAGCUCAUCGACCGCCUGAAUCGCUGA
Symbiodinium sp. CCMP2592 is the source of this 396-nucleotide messenger RNA. Lineage: Eukaryota; Dinophyceae; Suessiales; Symbiodiniaceae. The record is from the annotation of a GenBank genome assembly.